Molecule: messenger RNA, 3809 nt
Organism: Pocillopora meandrina
Lineage: Eukaryota; Metazoa; Cnidaria; Anthozoa; Scleractinia; Pocilloporidae
Source: the annotation of a GenBank genome assembly
AAGCAAAGGAGAUGGUUACAAAAGGCAAGCAACAAGGAACUCAGUACCAAUACAGGGAGAAAACAUUACGAGAAUCGACGUUUUAGCAGGAUUGCAGUUUUUUAAAGAUCUUAAGAAGGAAGAGAAAUGUAUAAACUCGACCUUCCCGUAGAUAUGAAGGAGAGCGCUGCCAUAGAGAGGCGACGGAAUCGAGAAUUGCAGCGCCAAAGUAGGAUUUUCAACGCUCGUGUUCGAACCAUUGGGGUAAGUGUUUAUUUCUUGUAGAUGUGGAUGGUAACAAUGCUGAUAAUAGGAAAGUGAGCGAAAGAGACAAGUAAAAACGUUGUUUUGAUUUUAGUCAAGCAAGAGUAGUGUUUCCUAUGACUUUGUUUUCGUAUUUGUCUAAAUUCUCUAGUUUUUCUGACGGAGAACGCGAAACUGGGUUUGGAAAUGAAUACCUAUUGAAAUUGGUCUGAUCUGAACCACCUGUAGAACCACAUCAGCUAGACUACACACGUAUGAUUGCUUGUGGGCGUUUUUAUACCGUUGAAACAUUCUCAAGAAUUUUACGUGUUUUUAUUACCUUAAGAUUGACUUGAAUGCACUCAACGAGCAAGUGCAAGAUCGUACACGACGCGAAGUUGAAGAGGAGAGGCGACAUAAUGCGUUCGGUAAGUCUCAAUUUCCUGAAAUGUCAGACAGUUGCAAACGAAAAACAUUCCCUACACAUGGCCACGAUCUUUCCUUUUUUUACUGUUAGAGGUAACAAUAUCAACUAUUAGGUUGUCAUUAUAACAUCAAGGUUUCUGGCUCAGGUAACUCGGAUGGCCGAUUACGAAUUCGCCAGUAAGCGCGGCAAGUAGAUUGGCCCGUUAAAUAGCAAAAACUAUAUUGGUGCUUCUCAGCCAAUCAAACUUUUAAUCAGAGUUGAUAACUUUUUUCGGACGUUAAUGUGGCUAUCAGUAAAUUAGCGACAGAUGAACAUACGAAAUAGUACCUGUGUUUCUGUAGUUAUUUUAGAUCAUGUGUGCAGUGCAGAUAGGCAGGCUAAUUUGAUAGAAAUAUCAACUUGUAGUAAUGUGCCAUCAGGUAGCCUGGGUUGAUAAGCAUUUCUAUCCAAAAUCUUUUAACAAGAUGACAGAAGAUUAAGUGGGGUGGGAGCUCAAGGACAGUGACAGCCACUAGUCAAGAUGUGUGUUGAAAUGUCUUUACCUUUAACUCACAAUAGUGAUUAACAUGAAACUUCUCCCAAUAAUAUCCAUACUUUAUUCAGUAAACAGGUAAUGAGAAUAUUCAAGCUUAUCAAUUAGAAACGGCUAUCUUGAUCUAGCACCAAGUUCCCAUAACUUAUUUACAAGGAAAUAUGUAGCAGCUAGAAGGGAGAGUUAAUAGUCAGAUCUUGGGAGUUAAGGGUUAAGGUGUCAACCUACUAUCAGGUCAUUGAGACAUGGGAUAACUUCUGGGUGAUUGUUAGUCGACUGCUAAUUAAUAUACUGACCAAGGCUACUAAUAGUGCACAUGAUGGAUGCUCUACCUUGACUGAAAUAUUCUUCUUUGUGAUGAUUACAGCUGCUGACAUGACAAGAAAUGAUAAAAUCACUGUCUUGCUUCAGAAGCGUCAGGAACAUGACAUGCGUGAGUUGAAUAAGGCUGUGAAUGAAUUCCGUCAAUCUUACCAGCAGCCAUAUGAUAGACGUGAAUUUGACUUGAAUGAUCCGGAUAGUUUGAAGAAAGACAAACCUGCCAGGGUAUCUGAUGAUGACCCUCGUUGUGGGGUGGCAUCACUUCAGAAGUUUGUUGGGGAAGAUUUGAAUGGCAAGGCACGUGGAAAGUUACAGCAAGAACAAGCACGGUAAGGGAUAAUAUUUAAGUAGAGAGGGUUAGUGACUUUUAUUUACGUUAUAUCAAGACUGAUGUACAUUAAAAGAUCAAAACAGACCAGCAAAUUUCAUAACAGUAAGGCACGUUGCUCAAUGUUACAGAACAAUUAUGUAGGGUUGUUCAGAAAUUUGAUCCAAUAGUUGUCAUGAAUCCUGUGUUUGUGACUCUUUGAUAGUUAAAAUUUUAAUAUCCCUUUCUGAAUUUAUAGUGAAUGGAUCAAGCAACAAACAAAUGAGAAAGAUCAAGCUUUGGCAAAUCAGAAGUAUGCAGACCAUCUUUAUGAUUUAAAGGCAAGAGAAAUGGACCAAAGAGCUUGUGAACUUGCCAGUGCUGAAGCAGAUUGCAGGCGUGCAAUAAAUAUGGCAACUAAAGAUAUGAAUCAAGCUUUGGCAAGAGAAAGGAAGGCUCAAGAAGAUUCAGAUAAACAACAGGAACAAGAUGACAACUUUACUGAAAUAUCAAACUCUGUGUUUGGUGACAUGUUGACAGAAAAUCCUGAUGUGGCCCAGAGUGCCUUUGGACCUCACAGGGUGAUCACUGAUCGCUGGAAGGGUAUGAACCCAGCUCAACUGGCAGAGAUAAGACGUAUUCAACAAGCACAGGUGGAGGAGAAGGAGGUUAGUGUGAUUUAGUGUACAGGAAACUUUUGAUCAACAUCCUUGAUAAGUUCUUGGAAAAUCUUAAAAUUUGAUUGUCAAACAUCAAUACUCAAAACUUGAACUUCUAAACUCACUUUGAUUGUUGACAAUAGCAAAUUCAAGUUUUGAGCUGAGAUUGUCAAUUUACAGUAGGUAUUCUUUUGAGCAGUAGUUACAAGCAUGGUAUGGUGUAAUUAUGGGCUCUCAAAGUCUAAAGAUAAUUAAAGUAAAUUUCAGACUUACAAGGGAACUUUUUUAGACAUGUUUGUUCAUGACUUAUGCUAUCAUCAGCUUAAUGUGUUUAUUAUUGAUGUUGUCUAUAGAGACUGAAACAGGAGGAGGAAGAGCAGGAAAAAGAAUACAAUAGAUUGAGGUUGACGCAAGCUAAGGCAGGAAUAAUAGCAGAACGUGGAAUUGAAAGAAAGAAAAAGGAGAUUGAAAAGGACCAGGCAGAUGAGAACAGAAGACUGGCAGCUGAACAAAGAGCCAAGUAAGUUUUCCAGUAAUUCAAAAGUUCAAAGCUAUAAUACAAAGGCAGCCAUGGUACCCCACUUGUACCUUAACUGAGACAUUUACUAGUUGUUGGCAAGACUGAAGUUUUUCCACUUGGAGGUUGAUCUUGCUAUGAUUAAACUUUGGUAACAGGUCCUUAUUCUUUAAAACAGAGGUGGUUCUUAUGUGUGUGGAUUUGGUGGGAAUGGCUGCGUGCACAUGAUGCCUUUGUCCACUUUCCAAAGGCAGGCCACAGCUAUUUUUGUUUUUACCUGUUUGGCAAGAACAGUUGCCUGUUUUGGCAAGAAGUGUGGGAACUGAUAUGUGCAGAGCUUACAGCUCUAAUUGCAUGUGUUUUGGAGGACCAUCUUGGAGAAAUAAAGGUCUUUGAAAAGACUAGCUUGCUGCAUUUAGUUUUCAUCUUAAGUUUACAAGUACCAAAAAAAAAAGAUAAAGGCAACAGAUGUUGGAUAACAGUUCUCAACAAAGUUGCCUGAAAACUGAGACUUAUGUCCUUUGCUUUUCCUUACAGAAUGGAUUAUCUUGACAAAGAAGUUUACACCAAUCCCCCUACAGCAGCUUACUUUAUGCAGUAUAACACAACAAGUAGAUGAGGACCUCUCAAUACUUUAUGAAAAGCUGUAAUGAUAAUGCAUAAAAUUAUUAGGGAAACAUGCACUUAUUUGUAAACAACUUUUCCAGCUCCACAAAAUGGAAAUGUUAAGGAGUUUUAUGCAGUUGUCAAAAUUUUAUUGACAUUUCAAAUGUACUACAUUUCCUUCUAACCUGUCUUGGUUGUACUGUACAUUUAGUUUCUAG